AAACAUGCUGUUAUUUGCCUUUUACACAACUUGUGAUGAUCUACUUACUUUGAGCAUAUUUAUUGCCCAAAGGGUAUAUAGUUAUAAAUCAAUCGUUAAUCAUUAAUCUUUUUAUUCGACUUUCUUAAGAGACUUUUAUUUCUAUAACUAUUAUAAUGCAAUAAAAGGUUUGGUUUGGAGGGUCAGUCAAGACAGAGGAUAUAAGAAAUUACCACAUUUGGUUGUUGGGACUUUUAAGGAAAUGGCUAACAGCAUGAGAGUGACUCACACACUGUCAUGUGUUGAUUCACAGAUACUUGCCGAGGUCUUUCUUUCCCUGGCAAACAAUACUUCCACCACCUGCAUAGGCUUUUGAAUCUUUUCAACGUAUUAGGAUUGUGACGUUUAAAAAUCUACAAUUACAAUACGUUUCAUUUUGAGGCAUGACUUCUGUGAAAUGAAUGAAUUUAAUAAGCUUUGAUGAUUCUGUGCAUACUGAAAGAGUUUGUGAAGGCAUUAUAAUGAAGUAAUCGUACCAGGGGAACAAUGAAACACUCCAACUUCCCCCUCUUUUUCCCCUCUUGUUCAUCCUUCCUUCUGUCUGCACUGGUUCAGCAGGGUUGCAGUCAUGCAUGUGGACCCUGUCUUUCUGGUGUGUCCUCUGGUUUUUGCUGCAGCCUUAUGGGGGGCGGUCCAGACUGCCUCUCCUAUGCCCUCCGUCCCAGACCAUGUCCAAGCACAGGUUGGCUCCUGCGUGGUGAUCCCCUGCUCUUUCACUCCUCUAGCUCCUCAUCCUCUCAGGGGGAGGAAGGAGAGGGUGGACGUGCGGCUGAGGUUCAGAGGUGGUGGUCACUUCUUUCCUCUCCGCAGCACCGCUUAUAACAGCGAGGACAGAGACCAAGUGAGCAGGGAUUUCCAAGGCCGGACGUCCCUCUUCGGGCGAAUUGCAGAUGGAGACUGCUCGGUGAAGAUCGAAAGGAUCAGCCAGGAUGACUCCCGGGUGUUUGAGAUGGCUCUGAAGAGAGGGGAUGAUCUACUCUGGGGGAAGCCAAGGAGCUUCAAUCUGGAUGUUGCAGAGACUCUUGAGGCUCCAGUCAUCAGCGGCAUGCUGUCCGCCACAGAGGGACAGCUGGUCACCCUGAACUGCUCCGUCAGCUAUCACUGCCCCUCCAGACCUCCUGCGCUGCAGUGGAGGUGGGAGAGAGGAGCUCAGCUGAACAGCACUGGGCCUGGGGAGGUGCAGACACUCCACCUCCAACCUGAGCCUGACAGGCUGGUGUUACUGGCCUCUCUGUCCUUCACGGUGUCGCACCAGGUGAAACCAAAACUCCGAUGUGAAGUCAGUUACCCAGGAGCAAAAACAUUGGCCUCUUCUCGGGAACUGCAUGUGACAUUUUCACCAAAGGAUGUAGUGGUUCAGGUCCAGUCCCUGACUGUGCACGAGGGGGGCAGCGCCUUGUUGGUUUGCUCAUGCAAAGCUGACCCUCCGGCAUCCGAGUAUCGCUGGUCCUACACCCAACACGGUCACACAGUGCAUCUCCACCAGCGCACACACAUAGUCCGGGUGUUCAACGUGACCAGAGACAUGAAGGUCCGCUGCUCAGCACAGAACCUGAUUGGGCGAGGAGAAUCCCGGCUCACAGCGCUGAACAUACAAUAUAAACCAGUCAUCCUGCGGCUCUCUUCCACCUGUGCUGUUGAGAAUUUGUUGGUUCUGUGUCGCUGUUCAGUUGACUCCAACCCCAAACCCGCCGUCACCUGGAGCGUGAACGGGACGGUUCCGCCUCACGAUUACAACGUGUCAGUGACAUCUGAGCCUGGCGUGCUGGCAGCUACUCUGAUGGGCCGCAUGGACAAACCUCAGACGGUGAUUUGCUUUGCUGUCAACGCACUGGGAAAUGACUCCCUGGUGUUGCUGCAGGGAGGACAAGACACAGCUCCUUUGUUGUGGUUGGUGAUACCGGCUGCGGCCGUCUGCCUUGUCUUCUUCCUUUUAUCUCUUUGCUUGUACUGCUGCAGGAAGAGAGCUGGAAAACAUGUCCUGAGUAGACGCCCAGCCGUGUACCCUGGAGGAAUUUAUCAAGACCAAAUGCCCCUCUAUAUCAACUGUACAGAAGUGACUCAUAUCUACACCAACGGCAGCUACCAGCUUGUAUAUCAGAACUGUACACCUCUUUUUGUCCAUACAAAACAGAUGCGUCCAAUGGCCAGAAGAGGCGGUGAAAGAAGAAGAGCAGGAGAGGUUGGAGGACUAGAAAGACAAGCAGGUUUGGGAGUCAGAGGUUUAAGAGAGGUGCAGGGCACAACAGUGGCUGAUGCAGAGACGGCCAUCUACUUGGAGAUCCUCUGAGCUCCAUGUGCAGAAGCUAAAUGAUACACCUGCAAUGUUUAGUAGAUCUUUGUCCAAUGUCACUUUCAGUAAUUGUAUAUAUUCUUCAUCUUUACCUAUAUGCUACCUGCUUAUCACGACCACACAUGAUAUUAAUGGUCUUGAUUGGCAAGGUAUGCUCUACCCUCCUGUCCAUGUUGAACGAUUUCUGGCUCUGGUUUUAUAUAAUAUAUAAAAGAAGAAAAGAUGUGA
Labrus mixtus (cuckoo wrasse) is the source of this 2560-nucleotide messenger RNA. RefSeq names its product sialoadhesin (gene psg4). The transcript is spliced from 8 exons. The coding region runs from base 608 to 2329 and encodes 573 amino acids. The record is from RefSeq and is a predicted model, not a curated record. Lineage: Eukaryota; Metazoa; Chordata; Actinopteri; Labriformes; Labridae.